Messenger RNA from Styela clava, 2343 nucleotides. Its product is annotated as amino acid transporter heavy chain SLC3A1-like. The record is from RefSeq and is a predicted model, not a curated record. Lineage: Eukaryota; Metazoa; Chordata; Ascidiacea; Stolidobranchia; Styelidae. Gene Ontology annotation, biological process: carbohydrate metabolic process; amino acid transport.
UAAAAAAUAAUUGUUAAAAUAAUAAAUAACCAUGGCGGAGAACUCUGGUUACGUGAACGAUGAAACACAAGUUACGUCUUUCACUAAUGAGAAAAACACUAACGGCACGGAAAAGAAAAAAGACAAUGCUUACGAAAAUGACGAGGUUGGAAGUGGAACUGACGUUCAAGUGGACAUCUCAGAACAAAACCACACUGGUCCUUAUGCUGGAAUGCCAAAAGAAGUUCUUUUGAAAUACUCGCGGCAAAAAAGAUUUCUUUGGGCUCGACACAUUUUAACAGGAAUGGUCAUUCUGAUUAUCUUCAUCUUGCUGGCUUUGGUGAUCACAAUUAUCGCCAUAUCGCCCCCGUGUUUACAGUUUUGGCAAACAAGUCCGAUUUAUCACAUCUACCCCAAGUCAUUCAGAAGUGCUGAUGACAGUAACGGCAAUGGAGAUUUUAAAGGUAUCAUCGAAAAGUUGGAUUAUGUUCAAACUGAUCUUGGCAUAAAUUUUAUUGCUGUCAGUUCUGUUUACGAAUCUCCCCAAUUUGACAACGGAUACGACGUUUCUGACUUCAAAAAUGUUGAUUCAAUUUUUGGAACAAUGAAAGAUAUGGAAAGCUUCAUCGUGGAAGUUCAUGACAGAGGCAUGAAAAUUGUCGUGGAUUUUAUACCAAAUCAUUCAAGCGACAUGCAUGAAUGGUUUCUUGCCAGCUCAAAUACGACUCAUCCACAACACGAAAAAUAUAAGGAUUAUUACGUUUGGGUAAACGGAUCCAGUGAGACUGAUGUGCCAAAUAAUUGGAGGAGUGAGUAUGGCAAUGAAUCUGCUUGGACUUGGAAUGAACAACGUCAGCAAUUUUACUACCACAGUUUUUCUAGCAAACAACCCGAUCUCAAUUUAAGAAGCGAGGACGUUAGAAACGAAUUGAAGGACAUUCUCCGAUUUUGGUUAGAAAAGGGAAUUGAUGGUUUUCGUUGCCUUGGAGUAGAGUAUUUGUUUGAAGCAGAACAUCUACGAGAUAAUCCCGUUAUCGACGUUACAAAGCCAAUGUCUAGAGAAAAUCUGUAUCCAGAUUACACGCAAAAUUACAAAGGAAGUCAUGAUUUAGUUGCUGAUUGGAGAGAACUGUUGGAUCAAUACAGCACUGAGCCAGGAGUCUACAGAUUUUUGGAAACCCAAUUUGAAGGCGAUGACUCCACUUCGAUAAGGUAUUAUGGUACUGAACAAACAAGAGAAGCAGAUUUUCCUAUGAACAGUCAAUUCCUCAAAACCAGUGGAAAAGAGUGGAACGGCAACAAUAUUAGAAAUAAGAUAAUGAAAUGGAUGAGUGCUAUGCCUGAAGGAAAGUGGCCAAACUGGGUGUUGAGCAAUCCCGAAAGUUCACGAGUCGCAUCAAGAACGGAUGUUGAAAUAACUCGAUGUAUUGGUAUGAUGUACAUGACUCUACCUGGAACUGCUGCUGUUUAUUAUGGAGAUGAAAUAGGAAUGACGGAUAUAACUCUCGCAUCAUCAACAGAGGAUCGUCGCAAUGCAGCUCGUUCUCCGAUGCAAUGGACAUCUGGUGACAACGCAGGGUUUUGCAAAAAUUGUACAUCAUGGCUUCCAAUUAAUGACAAUUAUAUGAAUGGAAUAAAUGUUGAGAAUCAAACAAGCCAAUCUCUUUCCCUCUUGGCAAUGUACAAGAAGUUAAUUUCUCUAAGAAGUGACAUCAUAUUUCAAAGAGGAUAUUUCUGCAUGCUACAAACGAACACUGAUGUGCUGGUGUAUGUUAGAGAGCUUUCCGGCUUAACUUCAAUGAUGAUUUUAGUAAAUUUCGGCGAUACAUCAGUAGGUGAAAUUAAUCUGGCAUCUCUUUACUCUAAUCUGCCAUCUAGUGGACAAGUCGAGUUAUACACUAGCGACAUUGACAAUUUCAAAGUUGGCAACACAGUCUCGUUUGAAAACCUCAAUUUGCCCGCAAAAUCGGCAGUGAUCGUGAGCUAUAAUGAGCAUUUUAUGUUCAACGAAAGAUCAGAUAUGGUUGGAAGUUGUUUUAUCAAUUCAAAGGUGUGCUACAACACGGCUCUCCAGGUUGUCCAGACAUGUUAGUCACAAAGUUACUUUUAUAAGUGUGAACACAACAUAACUAAUAUAUAACUUGAAGUCUCAAUAGCUAUUAAUCCAUGUCUGAUUAGUUUUACACCAACUACAACGACCUAAGGUAGUGCAUGAAUUGAUUUAUUCACCAAUUUUCAAUGCUUCUUUCCAUCGGACCUUUCGAUUAACAAUUUUAAUCAUCGAAAUUGUCACAACUUUGACUAUUUGUAUUGCCUAUGAUUUCAUUUAGCUGGAAUUGAAAAUAAAGUAAUUUGAGAACUACA